AUGGAGAAGUAUGAGCGUUUGGGAAAAAUCGGGGAAGGUUCAUAUGGAGUAGUUUAUAAAUGUCGACAUAAGGAGACGGGAAAUAUAGUUGCAAUUAAGAAAUUUGUCGAGACCGAAGAUGAUCCUGCUAUCAAGAAAAUCGCCUUGAGGGAGAUUCGAAUGCUCAAGCAACUUAAACAUCCAAAUCUCGUCAGUUUGAUAGAAGUUUUUAAACGAAAUAGAAAACUGCAUUUGGUGUUCGAGCACUGCGACAGGACUGUUUUACACGAUUUGGAAAAAUACCCCAACGGAGUUCCAGAAGAACAUGUUAAAAGGAUUACUUAUCAAUUACUUGAAGCUUUAAGAUUUUGUCAUGCCCAUAAAUGUAUUCAUAGAGAUGUUAAACCUGAGAAUAUUCUGAUUACUAAGAAUGAUAUGGUUAAACUGGCUGAUUUCGGAUUCGCACGAAUAAUAAACACUUCUGAAAUGUACACAGACUAUGUGGCUACGCGAUGGUAUCGCAGCCCAGAAUUGUUAGUUGGUGACACAUCGUAUGGCCCACCUGUAGACGUAUGGGCAGUAGGAUGCGUACUGGCUGAACUGAUUACAGGAGAAGCUUUAUGGCCCGGCCGUAGUGACAUAGACCAGUUAUAUCUUAUUCGAAAAACUAUCGGCGAACUUCUGCCCAGGCAUAUGUCCGCUUUCCGUUCCAAUCAAUUCUUCUUUGGUUUGACGAUACCUGAACCUGACCAACAGGAACCUUUGCCAAUUAAAUUACCGAAUGCUUCUAGUACACAACUUGACUUCUUAUAUAAAUGCUUUGAAAUGAAUCCAGACAGAAGAUGGUGUUGUAUGGAGUUAUUACAGCAUCAAUACUUCCAUGGAUGGACAUUGAAGUUAAAAUCAGAGGAUGGCAGUACUCCGAUUGUCAAAAAGAACCCGAAUAACUAUUUACCCUAUUUGAACGGAAAUCAUGUUGGCAACAAACAACAAUCCAUACAAGCCACGAAUAAUAAUCGAAGUUAUCUGCCGGCCAUUUAA
Auanema sp. JU1783 is the source of this 1020-nucleotide messenger RNA. The record is from the annotation of a GenBank genome assembly. Lineage: Eukaryota; Metazoa; Nematoda; Chromadorea; Rhabditida; Rhabditidae.